Molecule: messenger RNA, 984 nt
Organism: Clonostachys rhizophaga
Lineage: Eukaryota; Fungi; Ascomycota; Sordariomycetes; Hypocreales; Bionectriaceae
Source: the annotation of a GenBank genome assembly
AUGGCCACUGACGAUGGAGUCACAGCCAACAACGCUAGGGUUAUAGCCGCUUCGGCCCUUUCUUGCCUAUUCGACCAAAAUCACGACUAUCCUUGCCCAGCAGCUAUGGCCGAUAAUGCUGAAGCCGCUAACGUCGGAGCUAUGGCGAUCGAUGCGGCCACUGACAACAAAGGCACAGUUGUCGAUGCCGAAGCCAUAGCUACUGCCAGUCAAGCCGAGCCUAUAUCUACUUGGGACGAAGUCACUUAUCCAGCCAUGAUUGCGGACAGGGAAGCCAGUGGCGAGGUCAUGGGUAUCGACGAUAAAGUAACUGCCCCUGCCAUAGCCGCUCACGACGAAGCUAUACCUCCUGGCUUUGGGAAUACGGCUACUGCCGCUGAUGCUGAAGUCGUGGCUUUUAAUACUGCUGUUGCCGAUGCCAUGACCACGAGCGCCAAUACAGAAGCCACAACUGCUGAAGACACGACUGAAGCCACGUAUACAAGGCCCUCUAGGGUUGCCAAAACAAAACGUCUCAAGACUCUGUGUCCACGCGUCGUUAAACUCACUCGAGCCACUAGGCGGGGAGGUGAACGGUUGUUGUUUCCUUUCAGUGAGGCUACAGAAGGUCAGAUGAGGAAUGGGAGGCCGGGGGCUUUGGUGCGAUGGAUACCAACCCCAGUUUCACCCUCAGAUGCAGGCAAUGAUAAGGCCCGGGCAUCAAUUCAGAUAGCCUCUAACCAGAGUUUGCCCACAUCUUCAGCUACGUACCCGACAGUUGAAGCCCCUGCCCUCGCACCCGCCAACACCAACACAUCUUUCUCCUUUGAGGAAGUUAUACAGAUCAGAAGCGAAGGGAAAAAUGUACUUCUAGCUCAAUGGCACCUGACAUUUGUUCGAUUGUCUGAUGCAGGGAACUUGAAGGCUGAAUUGCUGAUAAGGGAGGCUUUAAGUAGGGAUUGCCCUAGGUGGGAUACGAAACACUCAAAAUCCGGAAAGCACUGA